Messenger RNA from Nomascus leucogenys (northern white-cheeked gibbon), 1263 nucleotides. It is a transcript of the gene TECR, whose product is annotated as trans-2,3-enoyl-CoA reductase. Gene Ontology annotation, molecular function: oxidoreductase activity, acting on the CH-CH group of donors. Gene Ontology annotation, biological process: very long-chain fatty acid biosynthetic process. The record is from RefSeq and is a predicted model, not a curated record. Bases 150 to 1154 code for a protein of 334 amino acids. The transcript has 12 exons. Lineage: Eukaryota; Metazoa; Chordata; Mammalia; Primates; Hylobatidae.
GACGGGGCGCGCGCGGCCGGGAGGGGCGGGGCGGACGCAGGGCCGCGUUUAGUCUAUCGCAGCGGUUGCGAGCGCUGUAGGGACCCUGUGCUGUGCCGCGCAGUUAGGCAGCAGCAGCCGCGGAGCAGUAGCCGCCGUGGGAGGGAGCCAUGAAGCACUACGAGGUGGAGAUUCUGGAUGCAAAGACGAGGGAGAAGCUGUGUUUCUUGGACAAGGUGGAGCCCCACGCCACCAUUGCGGAGAUCAAGAACCUUUUCACCAAGACCCAUCCGCAGUGGUACCCCGCCCGCCAGUCCCUCCGCCUGGACCCCAAGGGCAAGUCCCUGAAGGAUGAGGAUGUUCUGCAGAAGCUGCCCGUGGGCACCACGGCCACACUCUACUUCCGGGACCUGGGGGCCCAGAUCAGCUGGGUGACGGUCUUCCUAACAGAGUACGCGGGGCCCCUUUUCAUCUACCUGCUCUUCUACUUCCGAGUGCCCUUCAUCUAUGGCCACAAAUAUGACUUCACGUCCAGUCGGCACACAGUGGUGCACCUCGCCUGCAUCUGUCACUCAUUCCACUACGUCAAGCGCCUGCUGGAGACGCUCUUCGUGCACCGCUUCUCCCAUGGCACCAUGCCUUUGCGCAACAUCUUUAAGAACUGCACCUACUACUGGGGCUUCGCCGCGUGGAUGGCCUAUUACAUCAACCACCCUCUCUACACACCCCCUACCUACGGAGCUCAGCAGGUGAAACUGGCGCUCGCCAUCUUUGUGAUCUGCCAGCUCGGCAACUUCUCCAUCCACAUGGCCCUGCGGGACCUGCGGCCCGCUGGUGAGUGCCUGCUGGGGGCAGGGGGACAGAUGAGCUGGGUGAGGGGGUCUGACUUUCUCCUUCUGUCCUGCUUGCCAGGGUCCAAGACCCGGAAGAUCCCAUACCCCACCAAGAACCCCUUCACGUGGCUCUUCCUGCUGGUGUCCUGCCCCAACUACACCUACGAGGUGGGGUCCUGGAUCGGUUUCGCGAUCAUGACACAGUGUCUCCCAGUGGCCCUGUUCUCCCUGGUGGGCUUCACCCAGAUGACCAUCUGGGCCAAGGGCAAGCACCGCAGCUACCUGAAGGAGUUCCGGGACUACCCGCCCCUGCGCAUGCCCAUCAUCCCCUUCCUGCUCUGAGCGCUCACCCAUGCUGGGGCUCAGCCCCUCACCCCGGUGGCAUUCUGGGGGAGGAGUGGGGCCCACAGCUCUCCAGCACCCGGAAUAAAGCCUGCUUGCCCCAGUCGGA